CUGCACCUGCUGCAACUUCUCGGGGAUAACUCGCUUUAACACCUUAUUUGCCGUUAGGAACAGGGAGAGCUAGACGAGAGCUCAGUGCGUCUGUAUCACCAUGAAGCUCGCGUCUGCAGCUGCUUUUAUCUACAAACUGUUGCCCACUUGACUAACAUUACAUUUCUAUAAAUGGGACGAAACAGUGGUCAUAAUGUUCUUCUCUUACAAAAGCACUGAAUGGCAAAUCUGGGGAAGAUUUUCAUGUUCAUCCGGCACAUAAAAGGCUUACUGGACAAUCGGAGGAUUCCGAAAGAGGACAGUUUGUUAAUUUGCAUGGUCUAUACAAGGUACAUUAGCUACGAUUUGCUGGCUUGCUGGGUAUUAGCGAAGAUACUUCAACUUGAAAUAGGCAGGAUAGAUGUACAGCACCAACUAAAUCAUGACAGUCAGGGAAAGGCGCUGUUGAAGGAAUCUUUGCCCUAUGACAUAAAGUUUUACUUGCAUCUUAACUGAUUUCAAUCAGCUAAUUGUGAUUUUUAGCUAGAUCGUAGUAAGUAAAUAUCCUACAAUUAGUAAGCUAUGGACUUCAACGUUUCUUUAGCAGCUAAUGGUACCUCCGAGGGUAACUUUUUGAAGAAGAACUCUUUCUCGGUGUUUAGCAUCCUCAUUUUAACCUUACUGGUAAUUUUGAUCAUUGCCACUUUUGUCUGGAAUUUACUGGUGCUUGUCACAAUUCUCCGGGUAAAAACGUUCCACAGGGUUCCCCACAACCUGGUAGCCUCCAUGGCUGUCUCAGAUGUGAUGGUUGCAGCUUUGGUGAUGCCCCUCAGCCUAGUAAACGAGCUCUCUGCCAGGAGAUGGAGACUUGGAAGACUUCUCUGCCACGUCUGGAUUUCCUUUGAUGUUCUAUGUUGCACAGCUAGCAUUUGGAAUGUGACUGCUAUUGCCCUGGAUAGGUACUGGUCCAUCACAAGGCACUUAGAAUACACUCUGAAGACUCGAAAAAAGAUUUCUAACAUAAUGAUAGGACUCACAUGGGCUCUUUCCGCAGUGAUUUCAUUGUCCCCACUGUUUGGCUGGGGAGAAACGUACACAGCAGAUGAAGAAAAUUGCCAAGUGAGCCAGGAUCCUUCCUACACCAUAUUCUCAACUUUUGGUGCAUUUUAUUUGCCCCUUUGUGUGGUUCUUUUUGUUUACUGGAAAAUAUACAAGGCAGCAAAGUUUAGGAUCGGAACCCGCAAAAGAAAUGCUGUGAUGCCCAAUGCAGAAAUGGUCCAGGUAAGCAAGCUCCUUCUGUGCACUUCCUGA
Messenger RNA from Protopterus annectens (West African lungfish), 1290 nucleotides. Its product is annotated as 5-hydroxytryptamine receptor 5A-like. NCBI's taxonomy places the organism in Eukaryota, Metazoa, Chordata, Ceratodontiformes, Protopteridae. Gene Ontology annotation, molecular function: G protein-coupled receptor activity. Gene Ontology annotation, cellular component: membrane. The record is from RefSeq and is a predicted model, not a curated record. Bases 562 to 1290 code for a protein of 242 amino acids. Gene Ontology annotation, biological process: adenylate cyclase-activating adrenergic receptor signaling pathway. The transcript has a single exon.